Stylonychia lemnae is the source of this 675-nucleotide messenger RNA. The record is from the annotation of a GenBank genome assembly. NCBI's taxonomy places the organism in Eukaryota, Ciliophora, Spirotrichea, Sporadotrichida, Oxytrichidae.
AUGACUUAAUUAAAUCAAAAUGAAGCUAGCACUGUGACAAUGCUUAGCUCAUUCUCAAAAUAACUUGAGAUUCUAGCAGUCAAUUGGUAUGUUAAGCAGCUAUACACCAAGGAAGACUACUUGUUCAAGGUGAUAUUUGACAAAGCCCAUCGUCCAGAAUUAUAUAAGCAAACAGUAGAUCCAAGGAUUGAAACUAAAGUUACAAAAUAAGAUCUACUAGACUUUAAUGAUAUUUCUAAUAAUGAUACUAAUAACUUUUUGAGUUAGAAUUAUAGCAGUUAAAUAUUUAAAAUGACAUUUGAUGAACUAGCAUUAGUAGAAACCAGAGGUUAAAAUAGAAUGGGACUGCUGUAUAAAUAUCCUCUAGUUUUUUCAUUGAUUGGAUUAUUGAUAUUUAAAAGAAGAGUUUAAACAAGAUAAAAAAAUUACUUCUUGAGAGAUAUGUAUUUGAAGGUUGAUAAUGAGGCAGUAUUUACCUCAAAUAAUCUAAACUAGAUGCUGCUAUUUAUUGAAGUUUCAAACUUAGUUUCAUUUUCUAUGGGAGCUUGCUUAUCUGGAGUAUUUUAUUUCAAUGCACUAUGGAAAAGAUAUUUUACUCUAUAGAAAAAUGAGGAGGAAUUAGCAUAGAAAUAUUUGAGAUAAAUUCAGUGUUAUCAUCGUAUAUUUAAAUCAUGA